Molecule: messenger RNA, 1386 nt
Organism: Dendrobium catenatum
Lineage: Eukaryota; Viridiplantae; Streptophyta; Magnoliopsida; Asparagales; Orchidaceae
Product: coiled-coil domain-containing protein 93
Exons: 8
Coding region: 172-972 (266 amino acids)
Biological process (GO): Golgi to plasma membrane transport
Source: RefSeq, a predicted model, not a curated record
AAAAAAAAAAAAAAAAAGUUGAAACCGAGAUCGCACGAGAAUUUCAGUUUGCCGAAGAGAAUUGCUGGUAGGUUGUGGUUUCGUGUUUCACUUGUGCAUUUUCAUAUAAAGGAAAUAAAAAAAAGCCAAAAUCCCCUACCUUUUUCGGCGGGCAAGGGGCACUAAGAGAUCAUGUCGGAAGCUGUCGAUGGUGACAGUGCGGAGACGGUGCCUGACAGUUGUGGUCAUUCUUCGAUAAUUUACCCGACCACUCCGUCUUCUGGAUUAGUUGGGCUUGGCGGCGCCGCUGGCGAUUCCAGUGAUGAAGAUCUUGAAAGUUCUUCUUCCUUCCUUGAUGAACAUCAGGAUCUAGAAAGGCAAGGAUCUGGGUUGGAGUCCAAGAAGCUGAUCAAUGAUGACGAAAUCUCAAAUCUUAACCGAAGACAAUGUGAACCUAUUGACUUGGAUAGCCAUAUUAAAAACUCUACAAAUAAGUUAAAUUCAUUAAAGACGGAACUUGCCACUAAAAUGAAGGAAAAUUUGUCAGUUAGAUGGCAACUUGAUGAUGCACCUGUUCAGACCGAAUUGAUCCAGUAUGAAAGAAGAUUUUCAGAACUUUAUGCCCAAAUUCAGGAAAAGCAUCAUCUUACUCGUAGACACUAUGCCACCUACAAUGCCCUACUGGAAAUAAAAGAACUAAUGCUAAAAGAAGCGUCCCUGCUGAACUCAAUUAAUUUACAGUUUAAAGAUGCCAUGACUACUCCCAGCGGUCGAUAUAAAUUUCUGGACUCGAUGGAGGUGAUUGUGAAGGGAGCCAAACAUAAGUUAGAGAAAGCAGAGCGGGGUCUCCUUGCUGAGCAGAAAGCGUGCGAAUCUCUUAAGGAGAAACAUACUAGUGCAGUAGCAGAGCAACGACAUUUCUCCUCUCUCCUGCAUACUUUCCAGGAUGCUUGCGCAGAAUACGAGAGGCUUCUACAGCUUUCUUCCACGUAACUCUCUUUUUGUCCGUCUUCUUUUUCUUUUUUUAAACCUCCACUUAGUUGGUUUCUUUUGAAUCCUUUCACUCCAGAAAUAAUCUUUGUUACUCUUGCGUACAAUUUUUUCUUUUAUUAUUAUUUUUAAAUUCUUAAGCGGAGAUUUAGGUUUUGUUUGGGACAAUUUUUGUAAUGCUUUAUAAAAUAGUUUUUAAGUACAAAAUUUUUUUGAGCUACAAAUUUUUGUACUAGAAAGUUAUUUUAGAAAGCAGUAAGAAAAUUGUCUCAAACGAAGCUUUUAUGUCAAACAGUGCAAUCAAAGAUGUAAAUUUCAAAGUCAUUAUUUCUUUGGAAAGAAUAAUCAUGUAAAAACAUUCUGACAUUAUUUGUAUCAGGAUGAAUUUAAGAAUUUUUGUAUUUUUGUUGAGAUUAA